GACCAUUUGCACCAGCGUUUCCGCACAACUUCCAACAUGUCGGACGGUGAGCCGUCGUACAUUGACUAUGAAGUAUUCCUGGCCCCGGCCUUUUCAGCAGCCUCUUUCGCAAAUACUUUGGUGCUUGCGACAAAUAACCCCUCGGAUACGCCGCUAGACCUGUCCACACCCCUCUCUCGUGUCCUUUUCGAUGUGCAGGAGAUUGACACCCAUAUUGACUCGCUUACCACCAAGGCUGCACUUCCGUUGUUAGAGCAUACAAGAGACCAUGCCGAGUCUAGUGGAAGAAUACGGCAAGAGGUCGAGGCACAAGUGGCCAGUCUGACCGAGUCGUACAGAACCCUCCAAAAAGAAGUCAUAGACCGCUAUGAAGUCGCUGAGCAAGUUCGUCUCACUGCCGAGAGGCUCUGCCAGACGGUAAAGCUUGGAAGAGCGGUUGCAAGGUGCCUCAUGCUUGGAAGACAGCUUGAGGUUCGCAUGUCCGAAUUGGGUGGUAUUGGCAGUGCAAAAAAGGAGGAUCAUAGGGCUAUGGUGCGGUCUGCGGAUACGCUGCUAUCUCUUCGCCAGAUAUUUGCAGCUUCGGGGGGCGGCGAGGAGGGCGAGGGCCUGGACAGAGUCAGUGUAAUCAACACAUUGAAAAAUGAAUUGGCCAAUCCUGGAGAGCGGAGCAUUUCCUCGAGAGCACAGCAAGUGGUCAAGGAGUUUUCAAUGUCUUCGCUGCUUACUUCUUCGGGCCAAUCUUCGUCGUCUACCUACACGCAGACUGAGGACACGAAGUCGAGAACUACGUCUGCCUUGUUAACGCUUUACCUGCUUUCUCCCACACCACCAAAUACUGCCAUUGAGGAUUUCCAGCCAACACUAUUGCUCAAUGCACUUCAGGACUAUCUACAAACCGCACUGAAAUCCUCACUUGCAUCACUUUCCCGGUCAUUAUCAACACUACCUACUCUGGAUCGAACUCUGUUAGAAGUAUCGGCUCGCUGUCAAAAUAUUGUAGCCCUGGAAGCUCUGCUAGAAUCCACAAAGUCUCCUGCUCACCCUCUCCUGGAAGCACCACCUGUGAUGGAGGGUCAACACCUAGAGCGGAAAGCGCCUGUGAACUUCUUACGACCGAUUCUGCAGGCUCUCGAUACUUCCUCCCUACCAUCCUACUUCUGGAGGUCUCUAGCUUCAAGUCUCUCGCCACGGGUGCAAGAGAUCAUGCACAGGGGCGGGGUCUCAGCGAGGACAUUACGAUCGAACAAGGAAAAGGUCAAGGAUGCUGUCCGCGAAUGUGUGAAUCGUGGAUCGCAGUUGCCCACGGGUCCGAUGAAUAGGGGAAAAACAGUCAUGGCAGGAAAUUGGGAACGUGAGGCCGCGGUAAUGGUUGGAUCGAUCAUGGGAGCAUUGGGUAGAUGAAGUUAGGCGCGAAUUGCCGAACUAUGCCAUUGAGUGGUGAAUAGAAGCAAGCGACAC
Messenger RNA from Lindgomyces ingoldianus, 1458 nucleotides. RefSeq lists its product as uncharacterized. The coding region runs from base 37 to 1401 and encodes 454 amino acids. The record is from RefSeq and is a predicted model, not a curated record. Gene Ontology annotation, biological process: intra-Golgi vesicle-mediated transport. Gene Ontology annotation, cellular component: COG complex. NCBI's taxonomy places the organism in Eukaryota, Fungi, Ascomycota, Dothideomycetes, Pleosporales, Lindgomycetaceae. The transcript has a single exon.